Messenger RNA from Penicillium vulpinum, 429 nucleotides. RefSeq lists its product as uncharacterized. The coding region runs from base 1 to 429 and encodes 142 amino acids. The record is from RefSeq and is a predicted model, not a curated record. The transcript has a single exon. NCBI's taxonomy places the organism in Eukaryota, Fungi, Ascomycota, Eurotiomycetes, Eurotiales, Aspergillaceae.
AUGGCCACUCUACCAGAAAAACAACCUCUCGCUAAGAGCGGGUAUGCCCGAAUGCCAGACAGGCUCCCCUCUACGUUUGUUUCGUCGACGGUACCCUGUAUAUUUGACAAUACCGUCAUUCUUGCGGCAACCCACCCCACAGUCUCGACUGCAGAUCCAUCAGACGAUGGGUGGUUCAUUUCGGAUUUUUAUGCCUUUAACUAUCUGUUAAAAGGCUUGGGCAUGCAUCAGACAUGGAUAACCGCAGCUGAUCCAAGAAAAUUAGUGGAGAAGUAUGGUGCAUACCUUCAUAGCAACCCGUAUGAGGAUCGAAAGGUCUGCCUCGAUAAAGACAUGCUAGAUCAACAGCAAAUCACCCCAGUCACCAUUGUUCGCUCGGGUGAAAUGAUAGAUCGUGUUCUUUCAGAGGCAAACGGGCGUCAGAAUUAG